UUUUUGAAUUUCUAUGUCAACGUCAAAUUAAUCUUUUUUUUGAAAAAACAUGAAUCACUGCCAUCACUGGUCACUAUCGGCAACGGCGGCGCCGGUGACGACAAUCACUGUUAUCGUCUCAUUGUUAUCGCUAAUAUUGUCGGUCGUUAAUGGCGGCGACGGGAGCGACAGUGGCGACAACAGCAGCCGAUUAUCGGCUAAUGAAUCGCUGGACAAUUGUUCAAAACUUGUGAAACACGUUACUAACUGUGCACUCAUACGGUGGAAACUAGUGCCGGAUUCGCCCAACAAUGAUGACCAGAUGUCGCCGAAAAAAUGUUGCGCACUGGCCGAACUGUACUGUGCAAUCAAUGGUCAAUUGACAGACAACUGUCCCGAAGCUGUUCCAUCGGCUGAUGUAAAGGACGAAAAUUUUCGUAACCUAAUGACAAAGUGUUCAAAAAUCAAGUUUCCGCCCAAUCAGUCAAACUGUGGCCGAUUGAAACCCAAUCAACCGGAUGGUAAACUUUGCAACGACUACUAUCCGUGCAGUAAUGUUGGCCAUAUGUCCGGAUUGGUUUUUAUCGGCGGCGGAGGCGUACGGCCACUGUUUGACUACCAACUGAUGGCGGCCACAUCGGCAAUAAUCUGCACCAUCGGUUUUCGUAGCGGUUUAGAUUUAGUAUAA
Molecule: messenger RNA, 667 nt
Organism: Oppia nitens
Lineage: Eukaryota; Metazoa; Arthropoda; Arachnida; Sarcoptiformes; Oppiidae
Exons: 2
Coding region: 50-667 (205 amino acids)
Source: RefSeq, a predicted model, not a curated record